GAAACAAGAAAGUAAUCUUUGGAGAGAAAAAAGUUCAAGUUGGAUGGUGAAGAUGGCGAUAAUUGGGAGAAAAGCUGCUGCUAAGCAGCUCUUUGCUUACUCUGCUGUCUUUGCAUUAGCCAUUUUGCUUUGCUGUGAAGAUAUGGCGUCAGCAUGGAAAAAUAUUUGCAAUCCUGGGGAUCUAUAUAUCGAUACCUGCUGCAAUAAAGUUAGCCCGGCCAGUUGCAACGGGGAUAACUACUGCAAGAAGUGGUGUAGAGAUCUAUGUUCGAGCAUGGGAGUAUUGGCCACCCAAGAUAGGUGCCAUAUAGAUGGAAGUGGGUCUACUUCAUGUAAGUGUUGUUGUCAAACAACACCACCAUCACCAUGUGAUCCUCCGUAUCCUCCUCAAGAUGAUUCUGAUUGGACUGGCCCUGCCCCAUAUGAUAAUCAAAUAUGUACGGCUGAUCAAACACAGAAAAAGAUUAAACGUACAGAUGGAAAAGAUUGCAUGAGCAAAUCUUUAUGUCCGGAAGAGUGUAAAAAAGAUGGGCUUUUAGCUGCGAGGACAGAGUGCGCUGCAAAUGUUGGUGAUAUCGCUGCUGGUGGUGAGUAUGCUUGGUAUGAAAUGUGUUGUUGUGGAACAAGCAUACCACCACCCCCUCCACCAUGCCCACCACCACCUCCACCUCCAUGCCCACCUCCACCUCCAUGCUCUUGUUGUAACACAGAUGUUAACGUUACGAUAUCAGUAAAGUCAGGGCAGGCCUCAAUUGGGCAGACACCAUCACCACCUUCAUCAACAUAUGGUGAACUUUAGAAUCAAGAAGUAAUCAUAUCACUAGAUGUUGUUUGUUCCGAGUUUGUCCCGGGAUAGUCAGCUGCACUUAAUAAACUGAAUCACGAGUUAAAGGUCUAGAAUCUGGAAAUCAGAACACCAUUUGAAUCAUGGGUCUUUAAAGUGGGGUUAUUUUUUAACUGGAAACGACCUUAAUCGUUAAAUUCUCCAUCUGUUUUUUGUUUGGGAAACCACCUAAUUAGUCGCUAUUCUCUAAAAAAAACUGUCCUUUGUUUCUUUCUUUCUUAAUGUAGUUUGUUUUUUAUUCUCUCUUA
Molecule: messenger RNA, 1092 nt
Organism: Papaver somniferum (opium poppy)
Lineage: Eukaryota; Viridiplantae; Streptophyta; Magnoliopsida; Ranunculales; Papaveraceae
Exons: 2
Coding region: 44-799 (251 amino acids)
Source: RefSeq, a predicted model, not a curated record